AUGGAUACUGAUUCUUAUAUUAAUCAAGCUCAACGUCAUUAUAAUGAUGGGAAUCAUGAAGAAGCUGUUGCUUCGUUAACUGCUGCUGCUUCUUCAAAUCCAGAUCAGAAGCAGAUGUCUGCCAUUGAAAGUAUGAUUCGUGAUAUUGGUCAGCACGUUAGGGGUAAUGCAGACGAUUCUCAGAACCAACGUGGCGUUGGUGAUGCAUUUUUAAGUACAAUGAUGAGUAGUAGUAAUGGUUCAAGUAAGACUCAGAUGGGUAAAUUGGCAUUAUUAGCAACUGUUUUCUCUUCUAGUAAUUCAAAAAAUAACUCUAAUGGUUUUAAUUUAGGUUCUGUUGCUUCUUUGUUCAAUAGUGGUUCUUAUGGCACUUCUAAUAAUCAUCAAAAUCAGAUGAGCAGUAAUGGUUUAGCUUCAUUGGCCUCACAAUUUUUUGGUUCUGGUAACAAUAAUAAUAAAUAUAAUAAUUCUAAUAAUAAUUAUCAAAAUCAACAGAAUAAUCAAAAUUCUGGUGGUUAUGGAUCAUUUUCUGCUCUUUCUAGCAUGGCUUCUUCGUUCAUGGGGAACCAUGGUAACUCUAAUCAGAAUAUGAAUCAUAAUAAUAACUAUGCUUCUAAUCAAUAUAACAACUCACAUGGUAAUCAACAGCAAAGUUAUAAUCAACACUCUAAUUAUAAUAAUAGUUCCAACAAUUAUCAAGAUAACAACUACAAUAAUAAUUAUCAAAAUAAUAAUAAUCAGAAUAAUAACUACAAUAAUAACUACAAUAAUGAUUACAAUAAUAACUACAAUAAUAAUAACUACAAUAAUAAUCACAAUAAUAACUACCAAAAACCACCAAAGAAUCAGGAGGAAGGAAUGUUUAGCAAAUUGUCGUCAAUGGCAUCCUCAUAUAUGGAGGACAGCAAUUCCCAUGGUAAUAACAACCACGGGAAUAGUAACAUGAACCAAGGUUACAACAAUAAUAAUUACAAUCAAAACUAUUCAAACUCAAACAAUACCAAGAAAGAAAGUGGAUAUAUGGAUAUGCUUUCGUCUGCUGCAAGCAGCUAUAUGAAUAGCUCUCAAAAUAACAAUCAGCAGUAUAAUGGAUCUAAUAGUUCUCAAGGGAAAUUCAGUACCUUAUCUAACAUGGCUUCAUCAUAUUUCGAAGGAGGGAAGCAUCAAUCACAAGCUAAUAAUCAAAAUAGUUACAAUCAAGGCAAUAAUAACGGAGGCAACUUUAAUUUUGCAGGAAAUUUUGUUCAAAGACCAAAUUAA
Molecule: messenger RNA, 1260 nt
Organism: Vanderwaltozyma polyspora DSM 70294
Lineage: Eukaryota; Fungi; Ascomycota; Saccharomycetes; Saccharomycetales; Saccharomycetaceae
Gene: RNQ1
Product: prion domain-containing protein RNQ1
Exons: 1
Coding region: 1-1260 (419 amino acids)
Source: RefSeq, a predicted model, not a curated record